AGUAGCUAACCUUUAAGUAGAAAUUCAAAAGCCAAAGUUGAAAGUGAAAUAUCGAGAAGAAAGGCCAGCCCGGCAAGUCCGGGUUAUAUAACAUUAUCCAAUGAAGCAAAGGUCCACCAAACAUGCGGCCGACGGAUCAUUUGGUGCUUGAGUCCGGCGGGAGGACGUUCUCCCAACAUCAGAAAGAAAAAGGUUAUGUGAAGAUACCAGGCGGACAAGGAAUAAUGGCAUUUUUAAAGCAGCUAGGGAGGAGAAAGGUUCUGAGCCAAGUCAACCAAGAAACGUCUGAGCUCAACAAGGUCCUGUCCACGCUAGACCUGGUCGCCUUGGGUGUGGGCUGUACAUUGGGCGUCGGCGUUUAUCUACUUCCCGGUUUGGUCGCGAAAGACAUAGCCGGACCUGGGGUUGUCUUGUCUUUUUUCUUCGCCGCCGUUAUAUCAGCACUCGCCGGACUGUGCUUUGCUGAAUUCGGGGCUCGAGUUCCUAAGGCCGGAUCGGCUUACAUCUACAGCUAUGUGACCAUAGGUGAAUUCGUUGCAUUCACAAUUGGAUGGAAUCUCAUAAUCGAAUAUAUAAUCGGGACAGCAUCUGUCGCUCGAGGGCUUAGCGAAUACAUGGACAAGAUGCUUGGCAAUCACAUGGCGGAGUUUUUCAAGCAGAUAUACUGUUUGGAAGGGUCGUCGUUUCUCUCCCCGUACUUCGACUUAUUCGCUUUCGGAAUAUCGGUAAUUGUCACGAUUGGGCUCGCGUUCGGCGUGAAAGAAUCGAUGGCGAUAAACAACCUAUUGACUUUCGUCAAUGUCUCCGUAGUCAUUUUUGUCAUCGUAAUCGGCGCUUUUCAAAUUGAUACAUCAAACUGGAAUCUGAAGUCUGCUGGUUUGCCCGAGACUGCAGGAACUGGAGGAUUCCUUCCUUUCGGCAUGAUGGGCGUUAUAAAAGGAGCGGCUACGUGCUUCUACGGUUAUGUCGGUUUCGAUGUCAUUGCAACUUCUGGAGAAGAAGUCAAAAAUCCUCGCAGGUCGAUUCCUUUGGGCAUCAUUUUUUCACUGUUGAUUGUGUUUAUUGCAUAUUUUGGUUUGUCCGCUGUGCUGACUCUCAUGUGGCCGUAUUAUCUUCAGGACACAGAAGCUCCGAUUCCGUUCGCCUUUACCAGCCUCGGCAUGAGCUGGGCAGCAUGGAUAGUCGCGGUCGGUGGUGUCUUCGGCCUUCUCGCAAGCUUGUUUUCCGGCAUGUUUCCCCUACCCAGGGUGAUUUACGCGAUGGCCCAGGACGGCCUUCUGUUCAGCUGGUUGGGCAAAGUCCACUCGAAGUACAAGACACCGUUCGUCGGGACUUUAGUAGCAGGCGUGCUCACUGGCUUGAUGGGUGCUGUUUUUGAACUGAAACACUUAGUCGAUCUCAUGUCUAUCGGGACGCUCCUCGCCUACACCAUCGUAGCCGGAUGCAUCCUUCUUCUAAGGUACCGUGAACCUGAGCAGACGGUCGAAGACAACUUCAGUGAAAGUUUUUCUGAAGGCACAUGUCUGAUUUCAAGAAAAACCAAAGUAACACGUCCAGACAUUUUCUUACAGUACUUCAAUCACCAUGGGCUCCAAAGACCGACAGGAAUAACAUCAGCAAUCGUCGUUCUCAAUACGACAGUUUUUUCCGUUCUGAGCAUUGUCCUGUCUUAUAUUUUGGUUUACCAUGAAUCCGACUUGAUCGACUCGCAGAUUGGACCGUUGGUGUGUUGCUGUGUUGUAGUUUUUAUAAUGGCCAUCACACUCGUCAGCACUUGCCUUCAACCAUCUGACACAGCGACGCUUCAUUUUAAGGCACCGUUCGUACCACUGCUGCCAGCUUUGAGCAUUUUGUUAAACGUUUAUCUGAUGAUGUUAAUGGACGUCGACACCUGGCUCCGAUAUUUGGUCUGGAUGGCGAUAGGAUAUGCUAUCUAUUUAUCGUACGGUGUAACCCACAGCGAAGAGAGAAAAAAGGCUCUCGGGUACAAUACGAUCGAGGGAGAGGACCACUCCGAAUAAAAACAAUUUUCUGAAUGAAUGAAAAUGUUGUGCAAAGAAAACGUUCUAGUCUUGCACAUGGAAAAGCAAUGUGCAUCAAUUUUACCAUGAUCGUCGAUUGCUUUUAAUUUAUUAUAAUAAUUAUAUUAUUUUUUAUUAUCUGUUGAAAUAUAGUU
This is a messenger RNA of Cimex lectularius (bed bug), 2176 nucleotides long. Its product is annotated as cationic amino acid transporter 3-like. The transcript has 15 exons. Gene Ontology annotation, cellular component: plasma membrane. Lineage: Eukaryota; Metazoa; Arthropoda; Insecta; Hemiptera; Cimicidae. Bases 123 to 2021 code for a protein of 632 amino acids. The record is from RefSeq and is a predicted model, not a curated record. Gene Ontology annotation, biological process: amino acid transport; transmembrane transport. Gene Ontology annotation, molecular function: amino acid transmembrane transporter activity.